GGACCCCUCUAGGAUCCGGGCGGGACCCGGUAAUCAGUGGCAUUUACACCUUCCCCCACCCUCCGACCUCUGAAUCUUAACACACAGUUCAUUGCUGUAGCUGAUGACCUCUCCAGAUAACGAGGAAUAAGCUGGAUCUCAUCUUUACAACAGUGAGAAGAUCUCUCAAGGAAGAAGAUUAUCCUAGUUUUAUGCCAGAAAAGAGACACCUAGCCCUGGAAGUGUGAGCACCAGCAGGGCCACUGAAAGCAAGAGUAAAACUUUUUGAACAGGAUGAUGGCCAUAGAGCUAAUGGUGGCUGCAGAUCUGAAUCCUCAGAUCCAAGCUUUAUGGGAGAAAGAAGGGCCUCUAGGAAAAAAACUAAAAGAGAAUUCAAUCCAGAAUCAGGAAAGUGUCCUACAGAAUGACAAACCUGCUCCCGAGAGCUGCCGACAGCGCUUUAGGAGCUUCCGGUACCAGGAGUCAGCUGGUCCCCAGGAGACCCUUAGCCAACUUAGGGAGCUUUGCCAUCAGUGGUUGCAGCCAGAGAUCCACACAAAGGAGCAAAUCUUAGAGCUGUUGCUGCUGGAGCAGUUCAUGAAUAUUCUGCCUGAGGAGACAAAGACCAGGGUUCAAAAGCAUUCCCCAAGGAGCAUCAAGGAGGCAGUGACACUGGUAGAAGAUUUGCAGAGUACACUUAUAAGACAGAGCAAAGGAGACAGAAAGCAGAUUCCCGAAUUGGACAAUGAGGUUACAGUCCAUGAGCAGGGACAGGAAGUACUCUCGGAGAAGGCAGCCCCCUUGGGAGGAGCAUCGGAAGCACUAAGCUUCCAUCUGGAGCCAGCCGAGCCCCAGCGUUUUGGGGUGUUCCAAGAAGAGGAAUUGUGGAGUACCCACCCAAGACCACAGGAACCACUGAGCUGUGACCCAGAAAAAGAGCUCCAGCCUGUGCAGGAGAGGGCUCUGCCUGCUCACCAGGUUCCUGUCCUUCCCGAAGACAGACCUACCAGAGAUUGGGAGGUGGCAUCUGUAGUCUUCACACCUGAGUCUCAGAGUCCUGUGACAUUUGAGGAUGUGGCCAUGUAUUUCUCUCAGGAAGAAUGGCAGUUAUUGCACCCUAUUCAGAAGGACCUCUAUAAGGAUGUCAUGCAAGAGACUUACAGCAAUAUGAUUUCAGUAGCACUGUUUCUGAUUCCCAAACCUGAACUGAUAUCCUGUUUGGAGCAAGAAGAAGAGCCAUGUGUCACAAAUUCUAAGGAAUCUAAAGAGAUCCCAGAAGACUCUAAUACAGAAAUGACUGAUUCUUCUAUUUAUCCUAAUGAGGUUAAGGCUACAAGUGAGAAUGAAAAGCCUAAGGCAGUACAUCAUAUUCCCUUAGAAGUACAAGCACCAGACAGUACUUUAUCUGUAUCUAAAAAGACUGAUGAGAAAGUUCUCCAGAGAGCAGAAUUGAAAGAAGUUCAUGAAAAGCAGCGUGGAGAAGGAAAGCCACAGCAAAAUUUACCUGUAGGAAGAUGGAAGAAAUUUGCUUCCUGGAAAAAAAGUCUACGAAAACUCAUGGAGGUCCACAAGAAAGCCUGCACGGGAGAAAAACCUUUCAAAUGUCAAAUAUGUGGGAAAAGCUUCAAAGUGAGCUCUGACCUUAUUAAGCACCAGAGAGUCCACACUGAAGAAAGACCCUAUAAAUGUCAAGAAUGUGAUAAAAGGUUCCGAUGGAGCUCAGAUCUUAAUAAACACUUGAUGACACAUCGAGGAAUCAAGCCACAUAGAUGCUCCUGGUGUGGGAAAAGCUUCAGUCAAAACACAAACCUUCUCACUCACCAAAGAACGCACACAGGAGAGAAACCCUUUAAGUGUCAUGAAUGCGGAAAAAGAUUCAGUCAGAACUCUCAUCUCAUUAAGCACCAAAGAACCCAUACGGGUGAGCAACCCUAUACAUGUAGCAUGUGUGGGAGGAACUUCAGUAGGCGUUCAAGCCUUCUAAGACACCAGAAACUCCACAAAGAAAAGGAAACAGUCAAUGUCCUCGUUCUGAAGGAAAGCUCCAAGUGGAGCUAAACCCUGAAAAGAACAUAGAUUUAUAUGAAUUUAUCAAUAUUUGAAAAAUGUUAAGGUGUAAACCCCAUUUUUCUCUAAAGAGAAUUUAAAGAGACUAUGCAAGAGGGAAUGGCAAUAUUUCCAGUACAUAAUGAUUUGUUUAUGACAAGAAAAUUCUUUAUAGGACAGCUAUACUGAUUAUAUCUGACAAAAUAACAAGUAUACUAUGCCAAAAAACCAACUCUUCAAAUAGCAGAUGUUGUCUUGAACCAAAGAAUAAUCAUCAUACAUAUACAGUGUGGAAAGGAAUGCUGAUCAUGUAUUAGUCUUUUCUGCCACUCUCAAAAACACAAGUUAAAAUUACUAUCAGAAAUGGCAUUCCCUAAGACAAAGGGCAGACACACACACACACACACACACACACACACACACACACACACACACACGCAAAAUCAUUAUCUUUACUGUUGCAAGUACAUCAAUUUCCUAUUCUAAAAUUCUUAUUCCAAAUUCUGUGCAGCAGAGAUAUCCUAAAUUAUGGUUUUCCCAAGCAUUUUGGUUAAGAUUUUCUCUUGGGCCUCUUGCUUAUAUAAACACCAUUCACAAGAUUGACUACUCUAACUUCUUGCUUAACGUCUUAACCUUUAGCAGUCAAAUCCUGUUGAUUCAUUUUUUGCUUAUUUAGUUUGCAGAAAAAACUGUGAAGUAAAAAAACUAUCAGCUCUUAUGUUUCUUAAUUGAUAGUUUAUGGAAGAUGAUGGAUAGCAAGCUAUUCUCUGUCUCUAAUGAAACAAAAUUGCAUUGGAAUUUACCUCAGGAGGAGAACUGCCAAUUAGAUGUGAGGAGUACACAUUCAGGAGGUUUUGGAAGGAGUUCACAAGGUCAGGUACAGAAUUUUUUUUACCUGGAAAAGUGAACAAGAGGAUAGGACAGCCUUGCAAAAUAGCACUUGCCUAAGGCCCAAAAGAAAAACAAUCAGCUCUAAGUCUGUUACCUUUCAGUUAAUAUUCCAUGGGAAACUGGAAACUUAUUUAUUACAGACAGGAUCUUGUCAUCUCUUAGCUUCCUGAUAUAGAGAGCACUUGAAAUGUCUGGGUACAAAGGGGAUAGUUUGGCAACUGGUAUUAAAAAUGGUAAUAAGAUCAGAAAAACAACAUGUCAGUAUCAACUGUCUUAUAUUUAUAAGCUCUCAAUGGACAGAACUGUCUGAUUUUUUUUUAACAUGACACAUAAAUGUACACAUAAUAAAAGCUUCCUGAUAAUAAGUUCAGUAGGUUGGGUAGUUUUUAUGGUUUUAUAAAUUUUUGAGGAACCUACCUGCAGAUCAGUCAAUCAACAAGCAUUUGUAAAGUGCCUAAUUUGUGCCAGGUACUGUGCUAAGUUCUGAGGAUACAAAUAAAAAAUUCUUGGGAAUUCUCAAUUCAGAGUACAUUCCUGACUGAGAUGGGUUAGUCACAGCCUUGCAUAGAAAUCACAUAAUCAGAACUGAAGAAUUUGAAAGGACUUUAAAAAUCGUCU
Molecule: messenger RNA, 3534 nt
Organism: Vombatus ursinus (common wombat)
Lineage: Eukaryota; Metazoa; Chordata; Mammalia; Diprotodontia; Vombatidae
Gene: ZNF75A
Product: zinc finger protein 75a
Exons: 8
Coding region: 274-2037 (587 amino acids)
Biological process (GO): regulation of transcription by RNA polymerase II
Molecular function (GO): RNA polymerase II cis-regulatory region sequence-specific DNA binding; DNA-binding transcription factor activity, RNA polymerase II-specific
Source: RefSeq, a predicted model, not a curated record